This is a messenger RNA of Trichoderma atroviride IMI 206040, 1227 nucleotides long. The record is from RefSeq and is a predicted model, not a curated record. NCBI's taxonomy places the organism in Eukaryota, Fungi, Ascomycota, Sordariomycetes, Hypocreales, Hypocreaceae.
AUGUGGCAUUGCAUACUCGUGCUCCUCCUUGUCCCCCUCUGGCCUUUGGCCUCAGCUUUUCCCUCUCCAAACGCUGCAAGAUCUCCCGCUGGAUUUGCACUCGCCGUGAACCCCAAAAAAGAUGCCUCUCGAAACUUUGUGCGCGAUUGGGCUGCUGCGCGCCACAAAUGGGGCAAGGGAGUGCCUAGAGAGAUUGCGUCUUCGUUUGCCUUGAUUGACGGCGUUGGUCAGGUCGAUGUUGAACCUAUAGGAAGCGACGACAUCUAUGUGGCUGAUGUUCAAGUUGGAAGUCCGCCUCAAACGUUGAAGCUGGCCCUGGACACUGGAUCUUCCGAUCUAUAUCGCGUCAACCAAAAGGGUCCAUGGGCUCCACGAUAUCAUCCCAACGACUCUACGACUGCUCAUCUCAUUCAAGAUGCCAGAUGGUCUGUCGAAUACUUGGAUGGUACCUCGGCUGAUGGUAUCGUCUACCACGACACGGUCCAUUUAGGAAAUUUCAAAGUUGAAAACGCAGCUGUACAAUCGGCAGAAAUGGUCACCAGCCGCUUCGAAGAAGAAAUCGAACUAAGUGGUAUCCUAGGCUUAGCCAAGAGGUUACCGAACAAUGUUAGCCCUCCGGUACCGUCUUUCCUCAGUUUACUGCGCCAGCAGCUGGAGCAUCAGAUGAUUGGCGUUGACCUGAAUCGGAAUGCCUCAGGUCUCUUCACUUUUGGCUACCUCAAUGAAAGUCGGACCUCGGAAGCAAUAACAUGGGUCGAUACGGAUCCUGAUAGUCCUCACUGGGAUAUCGAGUUCAAUCUCACAACUUGGGGAGAGCAGACGACGCCAUGGUACUCGCAGAAGUUCAAGGCAACAAUUGAUACGGGCACUACGCUGAUGUUCUUGCCUGAUAAUCUAGCGAGUGGCUACUGGUUCACAGUCCCAGGGAUGAAAAUGGACCAAAGGCUGGCCAACGCAUUUACGUUCCCCUGCGAGGUUGCCAAAGACUUGCCCAAUCUCAUGCUCAAAAUUCCUGGGAGUGACCGUACUUUGACCAUUCCUGGAUCGUAUCUCAACUACGGCCCUGUUGAAAUCGACCCAUCUUAUUGUUGGGGAGGCAUGCAGAGCGCUGAGGAUUUAUCCGUUACAGUGAUAGGGGAUAUUAUGCUCAAGGCGCUGUAUUUGGCCUUUGAUCUCGAGAGAGGGCGAGUUGGAUUUGCUCACAAGGAUCUUUAUGACGUCGACUGA